AUGGCAGACGCGCCCAACGCCACGGACGAGCUCUACCCCAUUGCCGUGCUUAUCGAUGAGCUCAAGCACGACGAUGUCCUGCUCCGUCUCAAUGCCAUCCACCGUCUGUCGACGAUUGCUCUCGCACUCGGCGCUGAGCGCACGCGCGAAGAACUGAUUCCCUUUCUCGAUGAAUCUGUCGAAGACGAGGAUGAGGUGCUUGUUGCCUUGAGCGAGGAGCUCGGUGGCUUCAUUGAAUAUGUCGGCGGCCCGGAGUGGGGUCAUGUGCUCCUGUCGCCCCUAGAGAACCUCGCUGCGAUCGAGGAGCCCGUUGUCCGAGACAAAGCGGUCGAGUCUCUAAACAAGAUCUGCGACGAGCUGUCGCCGAAGCAGGUCGAGGAGUACUUUGUGCCCCUGACCGUGCGCCUGUCCAAGGCCGACUGGUUCACGUCGAAAGUGAGCGGCUGCGGACUAUACACAGCCCCAUACAAGAAGGUGCCGCCCGGUGUCCAGGAGCAGCUCCGCCAGCAAUUCGGACAGCUUGUCCACGAUGAUACCCCGAUGGUGCGGCGCCAGUCCGCCACGCACAUGCCCAAAUUUGUCAAGGAGAUGCCCGCCGCCAUUGUGAUUGACGAGAUGAUCCCCUUGUUUCAGCACCUCGCACAAGACGACCAAGAUAGCGUCCGUCUUCUUACCGUCGAGAUUCUCAUCGCCAUUGCCGAAGUCGUUCCCAAGGAGCAGCAGUCCAGCCAUGGCGUGCUGCUCACGGCCCUGCGCAGCCUGAUCGAGGACAAGAGCUGGCGUGUGCGGUACAUGGUUGCAGACCACUUUGAGAAGAUUGCCAAAGCCGUCGACGAGGAGGUCGUCACGAGAGACCUGGUCCCUGCCUUUGUCAAGUUGUUAAAGGACAACGAAGCCGAGGUGCGGACGGCCAUUGCCGGCCAAAUACCCGGCUUCUGUGUCCUGGUCGACCGUGACAUGCUACUUAACGAGAUUAUGCCCAGCGUCGAGGACCUUGUAUCGGACACGUCCCAGCACGUGCGCGCGGCCCUGGGCACACAGAUAUCCGGCCUAGCACCAAUUCUGGGCAAGCAAGAGACAAUCGACCACCUCCUGCCCAUGUUUUUGCAAAUGCUCAAGGACGAGUUUCCUGAAGUUCGCCUUCACAUCAUCUCCAAACUGGAGCUUGUGAACCAAGUUCAACUGGCCGAGGACAAGCAGUGGCGAGUGCGGUUGGCUAUUAUCGAGUACAUUCCGCUGCUCGCCAGCCAGCUUGGCGUCGAGUUCUUUGACGAGAAGUUGAGCAGCCUGUGCAUGAGCUGGCUGGGCGACACGGUGUUUUCGAUCCGUGAAGCGGCAACACACAACCUCAAGAAGCUCACGGAGGUCUUUGGCGUCGACUGGGCCAGCGAGGCGAUCAUUCCGAAAGUCAUGGCUAUGGGUAACCACCCCAACUACCUUUACCGGAUGACGACCUGCUUUGCUAUUACGACCCUCGCAAGUGUGGUCAGCCUGGAGGUGAUUGGCAAGCACAUUCUCCCGAUGAUGGACAAACUGGUGGUGGAUGACAUUCCGAAUAUCCGCUUCAACGUCGCCAAGACGUACGGGGUUCUGAUUGAUGUGCUCAAACGGCUGCCGGACCAGGGCACACUGCACUCGCCCGAGAAUGCUGACAAGGCCGGCAGCGGCGCACCUCCCGCGCCGUCCGCCAAGGGCGCCGAGCUGAUCCAGAGCCGCGUGCUGCCGAGCCUCGAGAAGCUGCAAAAAGACGAAGACGUCGACGUGCGGUACUUUGCGACGACAGCAGCAGCCAUCGCGACCGGUGCGUCGCCGACCGGGGACCCGAUGAAUACCUCUCCAUAG
Molecule: messenger RNA, 1842 nt
Organism: Sporothrix brasiliensis 5110
Lineage: Eukaryota; Fungi; Ascomycota; Sordariomycetes; Ophiostomatales; Ophiostomataceae
Product: protein phosphatase 2 (formerly 2A), regulatory subunit A
Exons: 7
Coding region: 1-1842 (613 amino acids)
Biological process (GO): protein dephosphorylation
Cellular component (GO): cytoplasm; protein phosphatase type 2A complex
Molecular function (GO): protein phosphatase regulator activity
Source: RefSeq, a predicted model, not a curated record